Molecule: messenger RNA, 700 nt
Organism: Moneuplotes crassus
Lineage: Eukaryota; Ciliophora; Spirotrichea; Euplotida; Euplotidae
Source: the annotation of a GenBank genome assembly
UUAAAAUGGAAGGAUCCAAAGAGAAAAUGCUCGUCACUGAGGAAUAUAUUAACAAGCUCUACGACCAAGUUGAUGAAUUCGAGGAAAUGCCAAGGACUUUAAGACUGAACAGAGAAUAUCUUUACUAUAAAUAUGGAGCACAGAGAAAGAGAACAGAGGAAGAAGUCCUUCCUUUAAUGAAAGAACUUGAUUUCGCAUGGGCCAUUGAUGGAUAUGACCAGUAUAAAGAUGAAAUAGGAUCAUGGGAAGUCACAUUCAACUUCCAAGCCUCUGAAAUUCCGAGCUGAAUGUUUCCUGUAAAGGCACAACUUGAUCUCACUGAAUAUCCUGAGAAAAAACCUGGCAUUAAAUUAUCGAUAAAUCAGACUUACCUCUUUGGAGGAUCUGAAGAAGAUGUUGAUGAGGACAUUCUUGAUCAAGCCAAAGAUUACCUUAAAGAGAUUCUUGCGAAAAUUGACUAUACUUCAGAAGAUGGAACUGUUCACACUGACCAAAUGGAUCUUGAAUGCAAAGUUGAAGGAGAUGAUGACGAUGAUGAUGAGGAUGAUGGUGAUGAAGCUGAUCAGACUAGCUUCCCUCUUCAGCAUAUUAUUAACAAGAUUGGACUCAGCAUUCACCAGCACUUAUCAUAAUUCCAGAUUCAUUACCCCGAUUGCUAACAUUUACAGAUAUUGAGCAGAGAUUUAUCAAUCAUGGCAGC